CGAAGAGCUGUUGGUGCGAUAUGCUCGAUCCGAACGGAAGGCCACCUAAUUCCGAAAGAAAAGAAAUUGAUACACCUUUUGAUAUCGGCUUGUCACCUUAUUUGCAAAAGUCACGGGAGAAAAGAAUGAAGAGCCGCUUUCCGUUGGUUGAGGACACUUUACACUUUUGCAGGAGUUAGGUUCUCGGUGAAG
This is a messenger RNA of Neurospora tetrasperma FGSC 2508, 192 nucleotides long. RefSeq lists its product as uncharacterized. The transcript has a single exon. The record is from RefSeq and is a predicted model, not a curated record. Bases 21 to 179 code for a protein of 52 amino acids. NCBI's taxonomy places the organism in Eukaryota, Fungi, Ascomycota, Sordariomycetes, Sordariales, Sordariaceae.